This is a messenger RNA of Emiliania huxleyi CCMP1516, 873 nucleotides long. RefSeq lists its product as hypothetical. The transcript is spliced from 2 exons. The record is from RefSeq and is a predicted model, not a curated record. Lineage: Eukaryota; Haptophyta; Isochrysidales; Noelaerhabdaceae. Gene Ontology annotation, molecular function: antiporter activity. The annotation marks the transcript as partial. Gene Ontology annotation, cellular component: Golgi apparatus.
CUCUCCGCAGUCGUGGCCUUCAUGGCGGCGAGCGCGGGAAUGAUGAUCGUCAAUAAGCUCGUGAUGCGAGGCUCCCACCUGCCCAUCACCAUCGUCAUCAUCCAGAUGCUCUUCACCGUCGUGACGAUCGUCGUCGUGCCGGGCAUGCGCAGGGCGAUUCGCUUUGGGUCGGCACGAGACGUGUGGCGCUGGACCCGCGCCGUGCCGCCCCUCUUUGCCUUGAUGCUCUCGACGUCGAUGCUCGCGCUUGAUCACGCCACCAUGGGCGCGUUUAUCGUCGUGCGAAACCUUGCACCCGUGCCUGCUCUUCUCUCCGAGGCGUUUAUUGACCGCUCGCUAAAGAUCGACCUGCAAACAAUGCUCGCGAUGGCCCUCUCUCUCGCCGGCGUGAUCCUCUACGCACGGAACGACCUGCACUCGUCGCCUCUCGGCUUCCUCUUCAUGGGCAUCAACCUGUGCGCCGCCGUGCUCGAGCGCCUCGUCCAGCGCACCCUCAUCGCACUCGACCCGAUCGACGUCUCCAAGCAGGGCAUGAUGAUGAUCAACAACGGCGUGGGCGCACUGCUGCUCGUCCCGCUUGCCCUCUCGCCGACGCGCUUCGGCGAGCUUGGUCACGUGCACGAGAUCGCAGCCUUUGACGCGAGGCAGUGGGCGCUGCUCCUCCUCAGCUGCAUCAACGGCGUCGCCAUCAGCUACGCCGCCAUCCACCUCCAAAAGUUCGUCUCCGCCUCCACGCUGAUGGUGCUCGCAAACAGCAACAAGUUUGCCGUCGUCGCCUUCGGCAUCUUUGUCCUCGGUGAGUCGCGCUCGUGGCAGGCUGUGCUCGGCUGCGUGGUCGCCCUCUCGGGCGGCGUGUGGUACGCCAGCGCCCGC